This is a messenger RNA of Rotaria sordida, 507 nucleotides long. The record is from the annotation of a GenBank genome assembly. Lineage: Eukaryota; Metazoa; Rotifera; Eurotatoria; Philodinida; Philodinidae.
AUGAUCUUUUGUAAUUUAUUCAAUGCUCGUCCUUAUGCUAAUCGAAUACAUGAUCUUGUAUUCAAAUCUCUAUUUGAUGAACAAUUUGAAGUGCGAAUAAUUGCAUCGACAACUUUAUCAGGUCUCUAUCAGUGUGAUUACAUUCAAGUGACUGAAGAAGAUCUGAAAUAUUUUCAUACAAUGAGCAAAACCAAUUAUUUUACUAAAAUUAAUACCAAGAAAAUAACAUCGACGAAGGAUAUUGUCAAAAGACAUGGCGGUCGAAGUAUAUGGACAAAAAUAAUUCGAAAUAAAAAAGUUGUAAAAUAUUUAUUUAAUGGUGAAUCAUUCGAUUUUCAUUAUCAAUUUCAAAAUCGUUUUAUAGAACCAAGUAAAUUAUAUCUAGGUGAUGAGUCUGCGACUCGAUGUGUUUAUAAUACAAUGAAUAAAACGAGUAUUACUUUAGGAGGUGAAAGUGAUAACUUCUUCAUGGAAAAUGUUAAUGAACAAAAAUUUAUCGUAAUUUAA